CCUGUCAAUAUUUUGCUUACAAGUUUUGAUAUGUACAACCCUACCAUCGUUCUUACCUAAUUAUCAGCCACUGCUUGUUAAACAAACUGUUACACUAUACUUAAUCAGCUAUUAGCAUUCAUAUAAAUACCUGACCUCUUCAUAUCCAUGCCUCAUCCACAUCCAACUCUACAACUAAAGUGGUUUUCCAGAAUAAAAUGGCUAGCUGGGACAGAAUGUUUCAAAGAUUAAGCUUCGUUUUCUUUGGCUUAAUUCUAGGCUCGGUCUUUUUUUCUGCUGAAGCUGCUACAAAGAAAUACCAGUUUGAUAUUCAAGUGAAGAAUGUGAGCAGAUUGUGUCAUGCAAAACCGAUUGUAACUGUAAAUGGGAGGUUUCCAGGGCCUACCAUAUAUGUGAGAGAAGGAGACAGAGUUCUUGUCAAUGUCACAAACCAUGCACAAUAUAACAUGUCAAUUCACUGGCAUGGAUUGAAGCAGUAUCGAAAUGGUUGGGCGGACGGACCAGCUUAUGUAACACAGUGUCCAAUUCAGACAGGAAGUAGCUAUACAUAUGGCUUCAACGUAACAGGACAAAGAGGAACACUGUGGUGGCAUGCACAUAUUCUUUGGCUAAGGGCAACAGUCCACGGUGCUAUUGUCAUUAUGCCCAAACAAGGAACCCCAUUUCCUUUCCCACAGCCAGAUAGAGAAACUGAAAUUCUGCUAGGAGAAUGGUGGCAUAUUGAUGUGGAGGAGGUUGAGAAGCAAGGAAACAAGAAUGGUUUGCCACCGAAUACAUCAGAUGCACACACGAUAAAUGGCAAGCCAGGACCGCUCUUUCCAUGCUCUGAGAAACAUACUUUUGCAAUGGAGGUUGAGCAGGGAAAGACAUACCUUCUGAGAAUCAUAAAUGCAGCCCUAAAUGAUGAACUUUUCUUCGGCAUCGCUGGCCACAACUUGACAGUUGUGGAAGUUGAUGCAGUUUACACAAAGCCAUUCACCACUCAAUCUAUACUGAUAGCACCUGGCCAGACCACAAACGUACUUCUCAAAGCCAAUCAAGUUCCUGGUAGAUACUUCAUGGCUGCUAGGCCUUUCUUGGAUGUUCCACUCUCAGUAGACAACAAAACAGCCACAGGUAUAGUCCAAUACAGAGGGAUCCCAAACACUGUUCUUCCAGUUUUACCCCAAUUGCCUAAUCCUAAUGACACGAAAUUUGCUUUAAGCUACAACAAGAAACUCAGAAGUUUGGACUCUCAACAGUUUCCUGCAAAUGUUCCUCUCAAAGUCGAUAGGAACCUCUUUUACACUGUUGGUUUUGGAAAAGAUCCUUGUCCAACUUGUGUUAAUGGAACACGACUUGUUGCUUCCUUGAACAAUAUCUCUUUUGAGAUGCCCAAAAUUGGUCUUCUUCAAGCUCAUUACUUCAACAUCAAAGGGGUUUAUAGGACUGAUUUUCCUGACCGGCCACAAACUACUUUCAACUAUACUGGUGCACCACUAACGGCCAAUCUUGGCACAUUGACUGGCACAAGGCUUAGCAAGCUUGCCUUUAAUUCAACAGUUGAGCUGGUUUUGCAGGAUACUAAUCUUCUGACUGUGGAGUCACAUCCUUUCCAUCUACAUGGAUAUAACUUCUUUGUGGUUGGAACGGGUAUUGGAAAUUUUGAUCCUGCCAAGGACCCUGCUAAAUACAAUUUGGUUGAUCCUAUUGAAAGAAAUACAGUUGGAGUUCCAACGGGUGGUUGGACUGCCAUUCGGUUUAGAGCUGAUAAUCCAGGCGUUUGGUUCAUGCAUUGUCAUUUGGAGCUGCACACUGGGUGGGGAUUGAAAACUGCAUUUGUUGUGGAAGAUGGAUCGGGGUCAGAUCAAACUGUUAUGCCUCCACCUAAGGAUCUUCCACCGUGUUAAUUGUCUAGAAGUCCCAAAAUUCAAGAUGUAAUUUGUGUAUAGCCAUUGUUGUUGAAAUACUGUCUCUCUAUACUUCCUGGUCAAGUCGCAGGAGUUUCUUGAGGAAACAAUAAGAAGAAGAAAACAAAUGCUUAAGGAAAGAAAAUGCUUGACAAUUUAUUUGAGUUUGAAAUUGUAAUAUAUUGCAUUUAAUGCACAAUAAAAUAAAAAAAAGUAGUUUUCUUUUCAAUA
This is a messenger RNA of Ziziphus jujuba (common jujube), 2120 nucleotides long. Its product is annotated as laccase-11. The coding region runs from base 198 to 1889 and encodes 563 amino acids. Gene Ontology annotation, molecular function: copper ion binding; hydroquinone:oxygen oxidoreductase activity. Gene Ontology annotation, biological process: lignin catabolic process. NCBI's taxonomy places the organism in Eukaryota, Viridiplantae, Streptophyta, Magnoliopsida, Rosales, Rhamnaceae. Gene Ontology annotation, cellular component: apoplast. The transcript is spliced from 6 exons. The record is from RefSeq and is a predicted model, not a curated record.